Molecule: messenger RNA, 2898 nt
Organism: Aaosphaeria arxii CBS 175.79
Lineage: Eukaryota; Fungi; Ascomycota; Dothideomycetes; Pleosporales
Product: ATP-dependent RNA helicase-like protein dbp10
Exons: 9
Coding region: 148-2820 (890 amino acids)
Cellular component (GO): nucleus
Molecular function (GO): ATP binding; RNA helicase activity; RNA binding
Source: RefSeq, a predicted model, not a curated record
CUUCAACCGUAAAAGAACGGCCGGUACACGUUCCGCAUAUUCCUCUUCACUCGCGUGAAUACCCUAUUAGGAUACAAAACCGGAAUUUGGAAACAGAAAUAUCCGCCAUCUCGCCAUAAUUCGAGCCUAGAGACGUCGAACAGCGCAAUGGCUCCCCGCGCGAGCUCUCCUGCGCUUUCAGAGAAUGAAUUCGACAUUACAAACGCACUGUUCGGAGGAGAUGACCAGAGCGAAAAGGGGCAGCUAGAUGCUGACCUUGGAGUGGACUUGGAUAUCGGAGGCGAAGACGGAUCUGACGAUGAGGCCUUUAUUGCGGCGCGGCAGGCAAUCUCGAAUCGCAAAGCCACCAAUGUAAAAGGAAAAUCCGUGAAGAAAGGAGGUGGAUUCCAGGCAAUGGGUUUGAACGCAGCGCUUCUUCGAGCUAUAACGCGCAAAGGUUUUACAGUCCCGACACCUAUCCAGCGCAAAACAAUUCCGUUGGUGCUUGAUGGUCAAGAUGUCGUUGGUAUGGCCAGGACGGGUUCAGGAAAGACCGCGGCAUUCGUUAUACCUAUGAUUGAGCGCCUCAAAACCCAUAGCCCGAAGGUUGGAGCUCGUGGUAUCAUUUUAUCUCCAUCUCGAGAGCUUGCUUUGCAGACUUUGAAAGUCAUAAAAGAACUUGGGAAAGGUACUGAUCUGAGGACGAUCCUGCUCGUUGGUGGUGAUUCUCUAGAAGAUCAAUUUAGUUCCAUGGUUUCAAAUCCGGAUAUUAUUGUGGCAACCCCGGGGCGCUUUCUUCACCUGAAAGUUGAAAUGAAAUUGACGCUGGAAUCCGUGAAAUACAUUGUAUUUGACGAAGCAGAUCGACUCUUUGAGAUGGGUUUUGCAGCUCAAUUGGCCGAGAUUCUAUAUGCGCUGCCAACUUCGAGACAGACUCUGCUUUUCUCUGCAACUCUUCCCAAGAGUCUGGUUGAAUUUGCCAGGGCUGGUCUCCAGGAACCUCAACUCGUGCGUCUUGACGCUGAAUCGAAAAUUUCCCCCGAUCUUCAGAAUACUUUCUUCAUGCUCAAAAAUGAUGAGAGGGAUGGUGCACUCCUGAACAUUCUUGAUAAGGUAAUCAAAAUGCCGUUGGGUGAAACCGAGCAAGCAAAGCGGGCGAAAGAUGUCGCCAAGUCGAACGCUAAGAAGAGGAAACGGGGCCCCGACAAUACCUCAAGCAAAGAAACACCCACAGAGUACUCUACGAUUAUCUUCGCAGCCACCAAACAUCGUGUUGAAUAUCUUUCUGCGAUGUUGGCUGCAGCAGGAUACUCUGUGUCUUACAUCUAUGGGUCUCUUGAUCAGACCGCACGAAAGAUCCAAGUUCAAAAUUUCCGUUCAGGUCUUAGCCAUGUCUUAGUAGUCACUGACGUUGCGGCGCGUGGUAUUGACUUGCCCCAGCUCCAAAACGUUAUCAAUUAUGAUUUCAGCUCGCAGCCAAAGAUCUUUGUCCAUCGAGUUGGUCGUACAGCACGCGCGGGUCGAAAAGGAUGGAGCUACAGUCUAAUACGGGAGACUGAUCUACCGUACUUGAUUGAUCUGCAGCUAUUUCUUAGUAGACGACUAGUCGUUGGGAGGACAGCAAGCAAAGAUGCGAACUUUGCCCAAGACAUAGUGGUGGGAAGCCUACUACGAGAUCAACUGGAGCCUACAGUGGAGCUGGCUAAUCGCCUUCUGAUCGAAGACCCAGAUCUUGAGGGUCUUCAAAGCGUAGCCAUCAAAGGCGAGAAACAGUACAUCAGAACACGAAACGCCGCAUCCACUGCUUCAGUCAAGCAAGCAAAACAAUUGCUGGGUACAACGACUCUAUAUGAGACUCAUCAACUCUUCGACGAUGAACAGGCCAACAAUGCAAAUCAGAAAGAGGAAAUGCUCGCAAGGAUUGCCUCAUUCAGGCCUGCUGCCGGCGAGACAGUGUUCGAGAUCGGAAAGCGUGGUACCGGCUCCGAAGUAGCUGAGAUUAUGCGUCGCAGAAGAGAGGAAAUCAAUCAUAAGAAGCAGAAUCAUCUAGAGGGCUCCUCCCCAAACACCGUAGACCCAGAGGUUGUUAAUCUCCCUGCCGACGAGACAGAUGACUCUGACGCAGACAUGAACGACAUUGACGAUGGCGCGUCAGAUUCCGAUGACCUGGAGGUCUCUAUUUCUCAGUCUGCACCACGGAACUCUGGAUCAGACCCGUGGCAAAGCUCCGAAUUCUACAUGGGUUAUACCCCCACGGAUGUAAAUGUCCAUGAAGAUCGUGGCUAUGGUGUCCAUUCCGGUUCCAAUACCAAUUUUGUUGAGGCUGCACGAGGUGCUACACUGGAUCUAACGAAUGACGAGGUCUCUAAGGGCUUUGGCCAAGCUGUCCGAGCCGGUAUGAGAUGGGACAAGAAGAACAAGAAAUACGUUGCUCGAGCCAACGACGAUGAUGGCUCAAAGGGUGCGAAAAUGAUCCGAGGAGAAAGCGGUGCGAAGAUCGCUGCGAGCUACCUGAGCGGACGUUAUGACGACUGGCGAAAGAAGAACAAAAUGGGCCGUUUACGAACUGGAGAGAAUGAGGCACAAGGCCUUCGGCCUCAGCACGGACGGGUCUACAAGCACAAGACUGAGAAAGCACCUAAAGAAGCAGAUAAGUAUCGCGACGAUUAUGAUGUGCAAAAGAAGCGCGUCCAGGAAGCAAAGGACAAGAGAAUUGGUAAAUUCAAGGAUGGCAAUGGGAAGAGUGAACUGAAGGGCGUCGACGAUGUUCGCAAACAACGAAAACAGAACGAGAAGCGCCGCGAAAAGAACGCCAGACCGUCCAAAAAGAGAAAGAGUUGAGGUUAAUAGUUAGCACAAAGACCACAAACGGAAGUGUGGCUUUUCAAAAUCGAAUGUCACAGAGCACAGCAUUCUGGA